ACAAAAUCGAAGGAGUCGAGACAAAAUCGUCGUAUGCAAUGUUGUGUCUUUUCGUUACAAACAGCAGCGCUGGGUUGCACCGAAUUGUCUGGGGCGCUGGCCAAUUUCAUAUGAAAAACAGUCUGCGAUCUUUACAAAAGAAUCAAGUUUCAACUCUUCGCCAAAUUCACAAAUGCGGCGUGCUUGCAAGCACAGAAACAACUCAGAAGAGGCAAAACAAGAAAAAGCGCAAACGAGAUAUAGAAAAGGCGUCGGGUGACUGUCUUUGCAUCACUAACGCAACGGCGGAUAAGUACAAAAUGAAAAAUUUGGUAUCAGAAAUACUCGGGGACAAGCGGUUUUCGGUCAAAAAUAUGUCAGAAGAGUUUGAUGGUGCUGUAAACAUAGAGGCCAGUGAUGAAAGUGUGAUAGCUCAUGCUGGUUUUUCUGGAGAAAUGUUUAUAUUCAGAGAUGGGGCAAUUUCAUUCUGGAACAUUAACACACCCAUAAUAGAAAAUAUUCUCAAGAUAUCCAAAGUUCAUGCUCAUAAUUCAUAUUCAUCAGAUGUAGUCAACUCAGAGAGUGAAGAAAUGAUAUACAGUUAUGAUGAUGGACCAUCAAGAAUUCAACAAAGUAAAUUCAUUUUGUGUGGGAGCAGUGAACACAAAGAGCUUUCAUUGGAUAUGUUUGCAUUUUCCAAUGCUUUGUGUAGUUCUGUAAAACUUGCUCACUGGGAACAUACUCUGGAUACAUUGAUCAACUCACUUGAAACAGUCCCAAACAGUUUGAUUGAAGGCAGUAGAGUGAAGUAUGAAACACCAGCAAAAAUUUUACGAAAAAUAGGAGAAAUAUUCUUAAUAAGGCACAGAGUCAACCUACAAUACAACCUUCUCGAUGUACCAGAUACUUAUUGGGAUCAUGAAAAUCUGGAAAAGCUUUAUGUGAGUACCACAAGAUAUCUCAACAUAAACAGAAGAGUGCAUCUGAUGAAUGAAAAACUAACAUACUGUGCUCACAUGGCAGAGCUACUGAAGACAGAUCUGCAUGAAAAAAGAUCACUACGUGUAGAAAUAUUGAUUGUACUUCUGAUUUUUAUUGAGAUUGUUUUUGAAGUACUUCACUUAUUUGUCCUCCCACUUCUCAAAACCAGCGAAAAUGAUUCUAGUGGACUGGAGGAGGAUGAGUGAGAUGAGUGCUGAACAGUCGAUUGAUCAGUUCGGCUUUUCACCAUGAUCCUGA
Messenger RNA from Styela clava, 1218 nucleotides. RefSeq names its product required for meiotic nuclear division protein 1 homolog. NCBI's taxonomy places the organism in Eukaryota, Metazoa, Chordata, Ascidiacea, Stolidobranchia, Styelidae. The record is from RefSeq and is a predicted model, not a curated record. Gene Ontology annotation, biological process: positive regulation of mitochondrial translation.